This is a messenger RNA of Amorphotheca resinae ATCC 22711, 1875 nucleotides long. RefSeq lists its product as hypothetical. Gene Ontology annotation, biological process: protein refolding; cellular response to unfolded protein; endoplasmic reticulum unfolded protein response. The transcript has 3 exons. The record is from RefSeq and is a predicted model, not a curated record. NCBI's taxonomy places the organism in Eukaryota, Fungi, Ascomycota, Leotiomycetes, Helotiales, Amorphothecaceae. The coding region runs from base 50 to 1870 and encodes 606 amino acids. Gene Ontology annotation, cellular component: membrane; nucleus; endoplasmic reticulum chaperone complex. Gene Ontology annotation, molecular function: ATP hydrolysis activity; heat shock protein binding; ATP binding.
UGCAGUUAUCGGUAUCGAUCUUGGAACUACAUACUCCUGCGUCGGUGUGAUGCAGAAGGGCAAAGUCGAAAUUCUAGUCAACGACCAAGGAAACAGAAUAACGCCAUCAUAUGUGGCCUUCACCGAUGAGGAGCGAUUAGUAGGAGACGCAGCCAAGAACCAGGCUGCCGCGAACCCCAAGAACACCAUUUUCGAUAUCAAGCGUAUGAUCGGUCGCAAGUACUCAGACAGCGAUGUUCAAGGUGACUUGAAGCACUUCCCGUUCAACGUGGUCGAGAAGGAUGGCAAGCCAUCCGUCCAAGUCGAAGUCAAUGGUUCCCCAAAGACCUUCACUCCUGAGGAGGUCUCUGCCAUGAUUCUAGGGAAGAUGAAGGAUGUCGCGGAGUCAUACUUGGGAAAGAAGGUCACCCACGCGGUGGUCACUGUUCCAGCUUACUUCAACGACAACCAGAGACAAGCUACUAAGGAUGCUGGCACUAUCGCUGGAUUGAAUGUCCUUCGUAUCGUCAACGAGCCCACGGCUGCAGCUAUUGCCUACGGUCUGGACAAGACUGAUGGAGAGAGACAAGUCAUUGUCUAUGAUCUCGGUGGAGGAACAUUCGAUGUUUCUCUCCUCUCCAUCGACCGUGGAGUUUUCGAGGUUCUUUCUACAGCCGGUGACACCCACCUGGGUGGCGAGGAUUUCGAUCAGCGAGUCAUCAACUACUUCGCCAAGAAGUACAACAAGGAGAAGGGUGUUGAUAUUACCAAGGAUCUCAAGACCAUGGGUAAACUGAAGCGCGAGGCUGAGAAGGCUAAGCGAACCCUGUCCUCCCAAAAGACUACCCGCAUCGAAAUCGAAGCUUUCUACAAUGGUGAAGACUUCUCUGAGACCCUUACCCGGGCCAAAUUCGAGGAACUCAACAUGGAUCUCUUCAAGAAGACUCUCAAGCCCGUUGACCAGGUCCUCAAGGAUGCCAAGGUUAAGAAAUCUGAGGUCGACGAUAUCGUUUUGGUCGGUGGUUCUACCCGUAUCCCCAAGGUUGUGGAACUCAUUGAGGAAUACUUUGGAGGAAAGAAGGCGAGCAAGGGUAUCAACCCUGACGAGGCUGUCGCUUUCGGUGCCGCUGUUCAAGGUGGUGUCCUGUCCGGAGAGGAGGGUACUGAGGAGAUUGUUCUCAUGGACGUCAACCCCUUGACCCUUGGUAUUGAAACCACCGGAGGUGUCAUGACCAAGUUGAUCCCAAGAAACACUGUCAUUCCUACGCGCAAAUCUCAAAUCUUCUCUACCGCUGCCGACAACCAGCCAGUUGUCUUGAUCCAAGUGUUCGAGGGAGAGCGCACCAUGACCAAGCACAACAACCUCCUCGGAAAGUUCGAACUUACCGGUAUUCCUCCAGCGCCCCGUGGUGUUCCCCAGAUCGAAGUCUCUUUCGAGCUUGACGCAAACGGAAUCCUGAAGGUUACCGCCGGUGACAAGGGGACUGGAAAGUCCGAAUCUAUCACCAUUACCAAUGACAAGGGUCGUCUUACCCAAGAGGAAAUCGAGCGUAUGGUCCAGGAGGCUGAGCAGUACGCUGAUGAGGACAAGGCUGCCAAGGAACGCAUUGAGGCUCGAAACGGCCUGGAGAACUACGCUUUCAGCUUGAAGAACCAGGUCAACGACGAGGAUGGUCUUGGUGGCAAGAUCGACGAGGAUGACAAGGAGACUCUUCUCGAAGCCAUCAAAGAAGCUACUGAGUGGCUUGAGGAGAACGCCGCUUCAGCCAACGCCGAAGAUUUCGAGGAGCAGAAGGAGAAGCUUUCCAACGUCGCAUAUCCUAUUACCAGCAAGUUGUACAGCGGAGCGGGUGGGGAGGAUGAUGAGCCUUCGAGCCACGACGAGUUGUAGAGCAA